UCUCUUGUCUCCCCUUACCAGUCUCCCGACUUUUCCACUCUCAAGAUCUUUGUUCCUUUGAGUCCAGUCCUAGAAUUUUUUUUUUUUUUUGGAAGUCCUGUUCUCGUCGUAUUCCUCCAGUGGAACGAGCUCUGGAUUUUCUCCGCUCAAUCAUCCACAUAGCCUAAGCAAUUCUGGACUCUAGCGGUGGGGACAAAGCCGCUGCAGCAAAGAGCCUAGAAUCUGGAAUUGUGCGCAUCUGCAGUAACCAACUCCGCAACUAGCCACUGCCUCACCGCCGCAAUUGAGCUGCUGCAUACGAGGACACGCACGCACGUUCCCUAACACCAUUUCCACCCAUCUUGCUCUCAGGACAGGGGAAGCAUUUCGCACGAGCUUAAUUCCGCCCAAUUUCUUGCAUACACAGUAAAGCGAGCCGAAAGGUUUACCGAAAGAAAAUGGGCUGGUUUGAUACACAUUCUUCCGCUGGCUCUUCUCACUCGGGCCGUAAUCGCUCUCCAUCCCGCCGGUCAACGUAUUCCACCCAUCACUCCCGGCACUCUGCUCCUUCAAUCUUUAGUUUCAACGGAGGAGCCAGCCGCAGCCGCGCCGGCCGAUCCAGUCCAUCAGUCUACUCGUCCUCGUCGUCGCGACGAGCACGACCUCGGUCUGGCUUCGUCCAAAAAGUAGUCCAUAUCAUCAAGCGACUGCUACGGGACAUUUACAAGUAUGCCCGUGAGCACCCAAUGAAGGUGCUGGUCCUGCUUCUCAUACCGCUCCUUACAAGCGGUGUUCUGCAGAAAUUGUUCGCCAUGAUUGGCAUUCGUCUGCCCAAGAACAUCUUUGGCGGCCAAGGUGGACAAUCCCGAGAGGGGGGCAAGAACGGCAUCAUGGAGAAUUUGAGCUCAUUUAUGAACGUUGCGAAGAUGAUCAUGUAAGAAUGAAGCGCGCUAUAUCUCAAUAUAGGCUGCGUGGUCUAGCGGAGCGCUUCGCUAGGAAUUGAAUGGUAUGAUGGAUGUGCGGAAAGGUCAAAACCUACGAUCAUGAUGACAAUGAUGACAUGCUAUAUUACUUGGUUUUCGGUACUUGAUAUUUACGUUCGUUUUUUGUGACUUACUACGUAUGAUAUUGGAGGGUUAGUUGCAAAUCUACUGGGAGUCUUCUUUUUUUCCCUUUGGUGUGUGCAGAUACAUCUAAAGUGGUUGUUUGAAUCUAACAAUAUCUACUCAUAGAGUGGUGCAAUUGAUUGC
Aspergillus pseudonomiae is the source of this 1229-nucleotide messenger RNA. RefSeq lists its product as uncharacterized. The record is from RefSeq and is a predicted model, not a curated record. The coding region runs from base 438 to 917 and encodes 159 amino acids. The transcript has a single exon. Lineage: Eukaryota; Fungi; Ascomycota; Eurotiomycetes; Eurotiales; Aspergillaceae.